Molecule: messenger RNA, 470 nt
Organism: Telopea speciosissima
Lineage: Eukaryota; Viridiplantae; Streptophyta; Magnoliopsida; Proteales; Proteaceae
Exons: 1
Coding region: 55-255 (66 amino acids)
Source: RefSeq, a predicted model, not a curated record
UUGGGUUACAUCUUCCUAACCAUGGCAUUGAAUUUUUUAUCACAGGUAACAUAAAUGGAGAUAAAACCAACAGUUGCAUUGAGGGCUAUACUUGUUGGAGGUAUUGCUGCAUUUGCAAAAGUGGCUGGUGCAAUGAAGGCCGCAGGUGGUGUAAAGCUGGGGGCAGCAGCAGCUGCCAUGACAGCUGCAGCAACUGCAGCUAUGUCGGGACCAAAACAGGAACAAGAAGAUACUAACAAGCCACCUCCACAGUGACCUUUUACCAAAGUCUUUUUUGGUCUAUAGGAUGAUGUAAAAUAAUGUCUCAACCCAAGCUCAUUAGUUGUAUUUGUGCUGUGAGCUUGAGAGUAAAAUGAUUUUAUCUUGUUUUGGAUUCUUCAAUAUAUUCUAUUUCUUUUUACAAUACCCAGAAAUUAUGGCUUGGGUUUGAUAUGCAAAUAUUAAAGCAAAAUUCAAUUGCUUGGUUGGAU